Messenger RNA from Misgurnus anguillicaudatus (oriental weatherfish), 1689 nucleotides. The record is from RefSeq and is a predicted model, not a curated record. NCBI's taxonomy places the organism in Eukaryota, Metazoa, Chordata, Actinopteri, Cypriniformes, Cobitidae.
AUGAUUGUUUGCAGCACUUCCACAGAAAGUCCAAAGAAUAAUGUGUCUGUUUCUAUCCCACCUGUAUAUUCUGAGUUUCAGGAUGUGUUCUGUCCCAAGAGAGCCUCCCAACUACCACCUCAUUGGCCAUGGGACUGUACGAUUGACCUCCUGCUGGGUAAGCCAGUGCCUAAAGGGCAAAUGUAUUCACUUACACUAACCGAACAGGAAGCCAUGGAGAAUUACAUCACUGAUGCUCUGGAACAGGGAUACAUCAGACCAUCAACCUCCCCUGCUGCUUCCCCGUUCUUCUUCGUCUCCAAGAAAGAUGGGGGUCUCAGAUAUUGUAUUGAAUAUCGAGCGUUGAAUAAGAUCACCAAAAGUUUUGUCUUAUUCAGUGCUUUAAUUUGUGUCCUGCAGGUGCCAGAGAUUUUCUCUAUAGAGCCGAACAGAGUUUCUUUCCAUGGCAGAAACAAUGUUUUACUAACAGGAAGGAACCUGGAGAAUGUCACCAAAAUUCGUAUUCAAGGGGAUCUGAACUGCUUUCCAAAAGAGUUUCCUGUGUUUGAUCGUUCAAGUGACAGUCUAAGGUUCCACGUUCCUCCCAGUGAAACUAAAGGAACUCUAAAAGUGUGUGUUGUUACUGAGGAUGACCGUUGUCAUGGUAACAGCAUCAUCACUUACAGUUCCCAACCCAGCUGCACAGGAAUACAACCCAAAGUCACCUGGAGAAGUGGUGGAAGGAAGAUUUACGUGCAGGGGAACAAUUUGGAGUUUGUGGAAUCAAUCAUUGUCCAUCCCUCCAAUAAAGAGCUUAAAACAAAUUACAACACAAGCUCUAAGGACAUGUGGUUUCUCAUGCACCAUUAUGAUGGCAGUGAUCCGAUUAAGUUGAAGUUUAAAGUUGGGAACAUCACUUUAGACUGUGCUAAUCUGAUCCUCCAGCCUGAUCCAGAGUUCAUUGGAUUUGAAGCCAUACGGGUGUCUGACUUUCUAAUUGUGAACAUUAAGAUAAAGGCAGAUAAGUUGAACCUGAGUGUGGAUGAGGUACAGGUGACUGGUCUAAAGGGAGAUCGGGGACAUGAGUGUGUUGUGUUGAUGUUAACACACAAUGUCAUUGUAUGUGAAAUUAAAGGAAAACUCAACACAGUGGACUCUCUGAUUAUCAUGUUUGGAAAAUUUGAUCUUACCACGGGACAAAAUAUGUCAAAAUAUUUGAACAUUUGCAUGAAGGGGUAAAGGAAAAAGUUAGAAAUUUCUUUAUAUAGUCUGUGGUAGUUUGGAAAAACAUAAUUUUCUAAGACUAUAGAGAAAAAAGCUUUUAGCUAAUGCCCUACUAUAUAAUAGGUCAGCUUAACCCACACACUGCAUGUGUAAACUUGCUUAACACAAGGCUGCUUUUCAUGUAACUUAGAAAAUCUUAGAUGCUGUGGAUGCUGUGUUUUCUAAACACCAGGUGGCGCUCUAUACUCAUUAAGUGUACAGUACAUUGUAUUUAUUUAAAGAGUAAAACUUCCUUUAGAAGUUCUGCUGUUUAGGAGCUGGGUAGUAACUGUUUACAUGUAAUCUGUUUUACGUAAUACUCAUAAUCAAAGUACAGUUACCAUUUUAUUGUUAAAGCAUCCAUUAGAUAGAUUAUUACUUUAUUGUUUAUUCCCACUUUUUAAAAUCUUUGACAUUUUUCACAAGCUGUAAAUCAGUGGCAAGACU